Stylophora pistillata is the source of this 3458-nucleotide messenger RNA. Its product is annotated as lysosome membrane protein 2. NCBI's taxonomy places the organism in Eukaryota, Metazoa, Cnidaria, Anthozoa, Scleractinia, Pocilloporidae. The record is from RefSeq and is a predicted model, not a curated record. Gene Ontology annotation, molecular function: scavenger receptor activity. Gene Ontology annotation, cellular component: cytoplasm; membrane.
CAGUCUCUCAAACGUGAAAAUCUGAAAGAAACCGCCUAUUUUAUCUUCACUUUCAGUAAGGUGACUUAAACAGCACAUGACAAGGCAGUUUGUCCCAUCGCGCCAGCGGCACUAAAGUUCCCUCUUUCGGCGGGCUUUUCGGACUUAGAACCAACGUUCCCAGGUGGCUUCCUCGUUUUCACAUCUAGAAGCAAAUGUUUCUACCGAAUAAGGAAAGAAAGUGACCUUUGGAGUGUCGCUCAAGUUCAUGCGCCCGAUAUCACGGGACCGAAUUUGAUCUGAAAUAGCUCGUAUCAGCACAUUCGUUCGGUUGAACGUACUAUACUCUUUACACAAACCCAGGUAACAUCUCACGGAUCUAUCCAUUGCAGUUGGCAGGCAUUUCUUCAUUCUUCGUUUGAAAACAUUUCUUAUUUGACGGCGAAUAUAGUACCACCGGUACCGGUUACGUAAUUGCAAACAUGGAAUUUGCUUCAAAGGGAACUUGCUGUGUUGUUGGCUGCAAGAAAAUUGCUUUCCUUUUAACUUUUGGAAUUUUGCUCGUGGUGGCAGGAGUAACUCUAUAUUUUGAGAUGGAUCGCUAUAUCCAGAAUAAGAUCAAUAAUUAUUUAGUGCUCAAACCUGGGUCAGACGUUACUAAGCAAUGGAUAAAUCCUUCGGUGCCAAUAUACCUGCAGUUCUAUAUUUUUGACGUAUCGAAUCCAAUGGAGGCGAAGCAAGGACUACGACCGUAUCUUGUUCAGAAAGGUCCAUACUCAUACCGGGAGCACAGGCCGAAACAGAACAUAACGUGGAAUUCAAAUACAGCUACGGUGACUUACAAUGAGAAAAUGUCGUACGUCUUCGAUGCAGAAACAUCUUGUGAUACUUGUGAUCCAUUUCAUGAUAUCGUUACCACAGUAAACAUUCCAUUAGUUACAUUGGCAGAAGCAGCUGGGAAAUUCCCGAAGAUUGCACGAGAUGCUCUGUCGUUAAUCUUUGCAGGUUUUCAGGAAAAACUGUUCGCAAAAAGGCGCGUCCAUGACUUACUCUGGGGUUACUCUGAUCCAAUAUUUAAGAAGUACAAUGAUAUAAGAAACGAUUUUCCUUUUUUGUGGAAAUAUCUUCCCAAGGUACCAUCCGUAGUAGCCCUUCAACAGAAUAACACUUAUGACGGGGUUACCAGUGUAUUUACUGGCCAGACUGAUAUCAGCAUGUUGGUGCACUGGAUGGAUUGGAAAGGUAUGACAGAGUUACAAGUUUGGAAGACCAGAUAUGCAAACAUGAUAAAUGGUACAGAUGGCUCUCAAUUUGCACCAGAAGUAAGCACAGAUGACACAUUGUAUGUAUUUGUUACUCAGCUAUGCCGUGCACUGUACUUAACUCAUAUAACAAAGACUGAUGUCCAUGGUAUAGAGGCUCUUCAAUUUACUAUACCUGCAAAGGCCUUUAUGAAUGCCACUGCCAAUCCAGACAAUGAAGGGUUUUGUACAACAAAAUGUUACCCAUCUGGUAUUUUGGAUGUUGGUGUGUGUCAACCACCAUCACCCAUAGCUAUACCCCUGUUUGCUUCGGCCCCACAUUUCUACUUGGGGGACAAAUCCCUUUGCAAGCCACUUGAUGGUCUCUCUCCAAAUGAAGCAGAUCAUAGCACUUUUCUCAGCGUAGAACCACACAUAGGAAUAUCAUUGAAGAGCAGCAAACGACUUCAAAUCAAUGUGAAAGUUGAACCUGUGGAUGGCAUUUCUCAGACUACUGGAAUCCAAAGCAUGUUUUUUCCUGUCUUCUAUAUAAAUGAGACAGCAACAAUUGACAGUACAACAGCUGAAAAGCUGAAGAGUCAGGUGCUGUCCAAGUUCACUCUAGUUCAUGCCAUUGAGCUGGGUUUGGUUUCAUUGGGAGGAGUGCUCAUCAUUAUUGCUUUAACUCUGUUUGUUGUUCGUAGUUUAAAUCUCAGAAAAAUGAGGAGGCAAAUGCUUAUAGGUUUGAUCAACCGUAGUUCUGAAACAAGUCCUCUUUUGUCAUAAUUGAAGAUAAGAGAGUUGUGGCACUCCUUCAACAGCAGUAGAGAUGUGACAUGGGCUCAAAUGUUAAGCAAUUAAAGUAGCAUUGAUGUUGCUAGUGACAAGGAGUAAACAGCUCUCGAGAAAUUGUUGUAAUGCAACAAGUCCUUUUGUAACUCUUCUUGUCAUUAGCAAAAUGAUAUAACAGUAAAGUCAGUUGUCUUCUCUGUUUUGGUUUUGGGAAAACUCUAGACUGUAGGUUUGACAGAAGAUUAUCCUAGGCAAUACAAAGGCUCAAUUCUCUUUGUUAGGAGACGUGAAUUAGGGAAAGAGGGAAGGUUCUGCAAAGCAGAUCCUCUAGAGAACAUUUUUCUAAAAUUAAUCAAAAAUUGUAAUGCAUCAAAAAGCUUAGAUGAAAGUUUAUGUGAAAAAAAAAAGACUACUAUUUGAAAAUUAAUCAAGAUUGUAAUUUGUCAAAAAGCUUAGAGGAAAUUUUUUGUGAGAAAAAGGUGAUAAGUUACUGUUGUCAUUGCGUCUCAGUGUUUGGUUAGGAAAAUACUCAUAAUUACUGUUUCAUUCGGCUUUUUAAGAACUUAAACAUUUUGUACGAAGAAUGAAAUGGAAAAUAUCACCUUGAGAUUAAGAGAUAUAUUUUUAUUAUCAGAACAAUACAUGGUAAGAUUUGAUUGUAAAUUAGUGAAGAUAUGAUAGUUUUAUAUCAAGGUAACACCUACGCUGGAUUUCCACAGCUUUCACGAGUCUGUUCUUUUUUGUUCGUCCUUUGGGGAGGAGCAUGGGCCCCGGUUUCCAAACAGCAGCUGGUAGUCAAGCCUAGGUAACAUCCUCCAGCAGAUAAGCUGGCUGCAAUUUCUUGUCACCCGUUUGCUGAAUUCAGUAUUUAUAUUGUGAGGAGAAGUUACAGGUUGAUCAUUUAUGGAACAGAAAGGAUGAAAGGAAACAUCCCCUGAUGGGACAAAAUUGGCAUUAAAUAUCAGAAACAAUAUUUAUGCUUUAAUUUAAAAUUUGUUGUAAAUGGGGAUGAAGUGUGAGGAAAAAUUUAGACAGAUAUUGGCUGUUUUCCAACUUAAAUUUUGUUAUAUAUCACCAUGUUGAAUUGAAUGACAAGUUAUGGUAGCUAUUAUUGGCAUGAUUGCCUUGGAACUCAUGCAAACAAGAAAUUUUUUAGUGUGAUAAUAGUGGAAACUGUUUAAUGUCAUAAACAUGCCUUCUUAGAAAUUCAGGUUUUAAUAUUGCUUGUAUUUGUUUGUGUUCAGUUUUGAUACUUUGCUGUUCUUGUUCUGAGUUUUUCGAACAAAUUUUCAAAAUGCACAAGACAUUUUUGUCAUUUGACAGCAACUUGUUUCCCCACUGGAGGUUCCCUUCAAUACCUUUUAAAACUUUAAAUGUCUAUUUUCUCAGACCUGUAGGUGAAUCAUCCUGGAGGAAUUGAAUAAAGAGAAUUUUGCCAGCAAAUAA